AUGAAAGUCAACUAUCUUCUUUGCUAAUCUUCCCCUUCAUUUCUGUAAGCCAGAAAUCAUAAAGUUAAAGAACCUUUGGAGUAAUCUCUCUCUCUCUCUAGCCACUCUCAACAGUAGAAGUUUGAUUUUACUUCCAAAAACCGCCAAUUCACAUGAAGAACAUAGAGAAAACUGCUGCCAAUGCAAACCUUUCCACCCAAUGCAGUUUUCCAUCAAACAAUGAGGAAUUUGUGGGCUUUAAGGAGGACAUAAAACAGAUAAUUCAGAAAUUGACUGGAGGAACGAAAGAACGGGAUGUUAUCUCGAUUGUUGGAAUGGCCGGACUAGGCAAAACGACUUUGGCUAGAAAGGUGUACCACAAUCAUAAUAUUGCUGAUCACUUUGAUGCUCGAGCAUUUUGUACUAUUUCACAAACAUAUAGCAUCAGGAAGCUAUUGGUUGAGAUUUUUAAACAAGCCACAGGUGGAAAGCGUGACAUCAAAGAGGAUGAGGACAUCGCUGCUGUGUUGAAGAAGACACUAUUUCGAAAGCGAUACCUCAUUGUAUUGGAUGAUAUAUGGAACUACAAGGCAUGGGAAGAUCUGCAGUUAUCUUUCCCUAGAAUGGAAAAAGGAAGUAGAAUAAUGGUAACAACUCGCCUUCAAGAGGUUGCUACACAGAUUAAGGAGCUCACUGAUCCUUAUUUUCUUCGGUUCCUAGACGAGAAAGAGAGUUGGGAAUUAUUGCAAAAGAAGGUAUUUCAAUGCGAGAGCUGCCCCUUGGAGCUACAGGAAGCAGGAUUUGAAGUUGCCAAAAACUGUAAGGGACUGCCUCUUGUGAUUGUUUUGAAUGCAGGAAUUAUCGCACAAAAGGAAAGGCAAGUCUCUGUGUGGGAAGACUUUGCAAAGGAUUUAAGUUCCCAUGGUUUAGAAGAGCAGAGUAUGAAGGCAGUUCAAUCAAGUUAUGACUAUUUAGGGGAUCAUCUAAAGCAUUGCCUUCUUUACAUCGGAUACUUUCCGGAAGACUAUAACAUUCCAGUGUCUGAUUUGCUAAAGUUGUGGAUAGCUGAAGAGUUUGUACUGAACAUUGACACAGAGAACUUAGAGAAAGCAUCUAAGGAUCACUUGAAUGAUCUUGUCAAUAGAAGCCUUCUAAUGGUUUCUAAAAGGAGAUCUAAUGGUGAUGUAAAAUACUGCAUGGUUCAUGAUCUAGUGCGUGAGUUUUGCUUAAGUACACUUAAAGAAGAAGAGUUUAAGCAGCACGUCGUGCCAUGCAACUCAUCCCAACCUUCAUAUCCGAAGGAUCCUCGGUUAUGCAUGUAUAUCCAUGACAAGCUUGUUAAUCAAUUGGAGUUGCAUGGAUAUUCACUGGAUAAUAUUCCAUUGGUCGAAUCCGAAGAAAAGGAGUAUCUGGAGUUCAUCGCUCAUCCACGAUUCUAUGCAUCAAGAUGUAUGGAUCUCUUCUCUUUACUUGUUAACUUGAGGUUUAUUAGGGUGUUGCAUUUGUUGGAUAUCAAUUUGGAAAGUGCUUGGGAAUUUCAAAGUUCUCCGGCUUCCAAACUGGAAAAACUCACUCACUUGAAAUACCUUGCAAUUUUUGUCAAAAAGUUUGAUUUCAAGUGGGUUUCACACAUGAGCGAUCUACAAACUUUGCGGGUCCAUUCACAUCAGCGUAUAAAGACAUCACCAGAUAUUUGGAAAAUGAUGAAGCUAAGGCACGUGGAUAUAAGUGAAUUUUCCUUUAUCUGGGAUGACAGUGAGCAAGAAGAAUCUUCGCACACUGUGUUAGGUAACUUAAAGACUUUUGGCAAGUGCCGUAUAUCUGUAGCUGAUAUGAAUCGGAAGUUCUGGUGGAGGUUUCCGAAUCUUGAAGAACUUAGGCUUUCCAUUGUUAAUUUUCAUGAUAUGCCUAAUCAUUCUCUGUUUCCUACACCGGAAAUUCAUAACCAGCUCCAAUCUCUUGAAAUAAGUUUCCCCAUUGGAUUCUCCAAAUCAAUUGGAUGGUUUAAAUCAGUCUUCCCUUUGAAUCUUAAGGUUUUAUCUCUUGCCGGCAUCUUACUGACAGAAGAAAUAGUUUCAAGUAUUGCAGCACUACAAAAACUUGAGACUCUCAAAUUAUUUUUUAUACAUUUUACUGAUAAUCCGCAAUGGGAUGUCACAAAACACGAGUUCAAUGCACUGAAAUACUUGAAAUUAGAGCAAGUGGAUAUGAAUCAAUGGGAUUCCUCAGAGACGUCCUUUCCCGAGCUUGAGAAACUAGUCAUAAAAGAUUGUGAACAGCUUGAGGAGAUUCCUUCUAGCUUUGCAGAUAUUGAAACGCUACGAUUGAUUAAAAUGGUCAACUGUAGUAAGUCAGCUGGGGAUUCAGCUCAGAGCAUUAAAAAAGAUGUAGAAUAUACCCAAGGAUAUGAGAGACUCCAAGUUCUUAUCCCGAAGAAUUACUAAAGAUGGAUCCGCUUUCAUUUCCAGAACUGAAGAGGCCAUAACCAUCUGAUCAGAGGAGACAUCCUAUAACAGCUAGCUGUUGAUCCAUUGCUACAUGAUUAAAGAGACCAAAGGUGUUGUUUUAAUUAAAUUAUUAGUAGUGUAUUGUGUGCCAUUUAUUUAUUAAGGUACAUGUAUCUAAAUUCUUCACAUUAUAGAUUAUACAAACUCAGUUUCCUGAACUUCUCAUGCAUGUAUAAAACAAUUUCUUAGAGCUAACAUUUACAUUCUC
Molecule: messenger RNA, 2694 nt
Organism: Nicotiana tabacum (common tobacco)
Lineage: Eukaryota; Viridiplantae; Streptophyta; Magnoliopsida; Solanales; Solanaceae
Product: putative late blight resistance protein homolog R1A-10
Biological process (GO): defense response to other organism
Molecular function (GO): ADP binding
Source: RefSeq, a predicted model, not a curated record